CACUAAUCGCUAGACGAUUUCGUUUUGUAGAAGAUUGAUUCUACAUGGUAUUCAAUAAGGAAAGGGAAUCCUAUCUGUUUGAUUGUUAAUUUGCCUACGUAUAUAUAGACUACUCCCGAUCUAAUUCUAAUACGUGUACUAGGUUAUAAUUCUAUCUACCUCGUACACACACAUAUAUAUAUACACACACACACAAAGGCUUUCAUAUACCACUAUUGUUUAGGUUAAACAAAAAGAAGAACAAGAAGAAGAAGAUCGAAUAAGAAGAGCAAUGUCUGGAAAAAGACGAAUAAUCAGCAGAAAUCUUCCUGAAGAAAUAAUGGAAGAAAUUCUGCAUAAUCUUCCGAUAAAAUCGUUAUUGAGAUUCAAGUGCGUUUCGAAAUCAUGGUUGUUUACCAUCUCCAGCAAAGCUUUCAUCAAAGAGCACCUCAAGAGAUCGAUCGCCGAAGACGAAGAAAAACGAGGUUUGACCGAUUUGACCAAUCAUAAGCUCAUCUUCAAGUACGAAAGUUCUGAUCGAAGAACCAACGCCCCGUUGUCGUAUAAUCUAGGAUCCUGUUGUCUUGUUAACAAACCUGAAAUCACACCUACUCUCAACAUCGAUAUUCCCAUGCCAACGCCAAACGCGUGCCUCGUAAAUAUCAUGGGAUCUUGUAACGGGCUAAUACUCAUCAAAUUUAGAAAAUUAAUAUUAUGGAAUCCUUCAACUAGAAAACACAUGGUGAUUCCAUCUCCCUCUUUCGACCCGAUUCCUCAACAAGAUCUUUUUCACGUACGUUUGUAUCGUAUCCGAUAUGGGUUAGGGUAUGACGAGGCGAACGAUGAUUACAAGGUUGUCUCCAUUAGACAGUCCGACUAUCAACAACCCCAUCUUCAGACAAAGGUCUACAGUUCCAAGACGGAUUCUUGGAAGGAAAUCGAGUGUUCCAAUUUUAAGCAUUGUUUUCAGUCUACUCAUUACGGAGAGUAUGUCAAUGGAAGGCUUCAUUGGCUGGCUGAAUGCAACAAGAAUCGUGGCAAUCCUGAUAUUAUCUCCUUUGAUUUCAAGGAGGAGAAGUAA
This is a messenger RNA of Erythranthe guttata (spotted monkey flower), 1060 nucleotides long. NCBI's taxonomy places the organism in Eukaryota, Viridiplantae, Streptophyta, Magnoliopsida, Lamiales, Phrymaceae. The record is from RefSeq and is a predicted model, not a curated record.